Molecule: messenger RNA, 5273 nt
Organism: Synchiropus splendidus (mandarinfish)
Lineage: Eukaryota; Metazoa; Chordata; Actinopteri; Syngnathiformes; Callionymidae
Product: inactive dipeptidyl peptidase 10
Exons: 25
Coding region: 2179-4557 (792 amino acids)
Biological process (GO): proteolysis
Molecular function (GO): dipeptidyl-peptidase activity; serine-type peptidase activity
Source: RefSeq, a predicted model, not a curated record
GAGUGAGGGGUGCGCAUUCAUCCCGACACCGCAAUGAAACAGUUUUGCUCUCUCUCACCUUAGAUUUGUGUUUGAGAGUACUGGGGUCGCACAGAUCUUUGUCGUCCAUCCAGACCGGUGUGGAGUCGAACCAUCCCUCUUCUUUGGACCCGUUUCGUGCCUGAGUGAGAAGGAACCAAAAUAUCACUGUAUUAUGCAGUAAUCCACUAGGAUUAUGCAGUAAUCCUAGUGGAUUACUGCAUUUGUCAGUUUCACAUGAGUAAAAAUCCUGCGUACUGAACACAAACGUUUGAGUCGAUAAGCUCACUGUUUGUUGCGGGUUAAUUUGAGGAAAAAUUGAUUCAUCAGUUUGAGGAUAUUCACUUUUUUUUUUUUUCAAAAUGAUAACGUGAUAUCCAAGGUGUCUUACCUGAACAGAUGCGAUUCUGGCGGCUCGGUUGAGCUCUCGGGAGCUGGAUCGAACCGCAGCGCAAGGGUCUUGGAGUCCGGCAGGUGCGCAACUGGAAGCGGCCAGAAGCGCCGCGAGAAGCGCUGUGAAGGCGACAGAAGCUGCGGGAGUCAUGCUGCUGGUGAUGCGGCCGAGUGUGGAUAAACCUGGCGGAGGUGGUGCGCUUAUUUAAAGCACGCGUGAGUCAGACUCGGGCUUUCCUGUCAGCCUCAGGUGAGCCUCCCCCCUCCCCCCCGCCUGCUGUCAAUCAAAGAGAAAACAAAACUUUAACCAGCGUGCGUUAGUGAGUGGCCGUCAACAUUCCACAGAAAUGAUACGUUACGUUUUUUCACCGAACUCCGCCCAGGAAGUUCGAAAGACUGAAAAAUUUCUGCGCACAAUAGGGACAGAAUUUCCAUGGUCCAGAACCCGCCGACCUACUUCCCGGGCCGCCGCAGGAAAACCCGCACCGCCGCAGGGAUGAGCGCCUCUUCUGCUUUUCUCGUCAAUACUUACUUGUUAAGCCGCUUUUUUUUCUCACGGCCCAGAGAAGAUUUCUGCAGUCAUGGUUUUUGUUUUGCAUAGCAAUCCCUGACAUGGUGACGCGCUAUCAGCAACAGGUAGUUGGACUCCCCGACAAGCAGGGAACUCCCCUGGUCCCAGGUGAAUGUCACACUCACCUGUACCUAGGAAACGCCUGCUCCACGCGCAUCCACCCACCACCUGCGCGUGAAAUUCACAGGAAGAGUCAUGUCACACUCCGAUGAGGAAUCUUUGGCAAAAGAAUAUCCCACGAUGAGUUCCUUUAUUUGUUCAUUUCGACUUACACAGAUGGUCUCGUCCAUAAUUAUCAAGGUUAAAUUUCAAAUCCAGGGGCUUUGCUGCCAAUAUUUCCAGCAUAAGUGACAAACUAACCCCGUUAUUUCACCAGAAGAAAGUUAAAGUUAUUUAUUUAUAUUGAAAUUCUUAGGAUGUUGUAAGAUCCGAGUUUAACUCAUCAGACUAGCUCAACACAUCUCCUGCGGCGAGGAAUUUUACGACUGAUCCAACUUUUUUUUCUUUUUUUUUAAUUUGUUGAGGAUGAAUAGAGUCAGCAGAUGGCGCCAUUUCUUUCGAAACAUUAUUUCGGGGUGUCCAACGACCUGACAGCAGGUGGCGCUCUGAAAUGUCGCAUAAACCCGCAGAUCGACGAGAAAGGUUCGGAACAACUGGGUCAUAGUAAACUGUGUGGUUCGGUCCUGGUUCAGGAAAGUCAUCUGGAAGAUGGGCAAAUGAAUCACCUGCGUCUUUUUAUUGGAUAACUAAACUGCUGCGUGGCUUCAAAUCCGCAAUUGAAGCAGCGUCUUGUUUUCUUCAUUUAUGAAAUGUCGUUGGUUAUUUUUCUAGAUUUGAUUUCGGGUGAAUCAACAGAUCAUCACAUAUUCUGUGACUGGUCCACUGUGAGCCUCCCAGGUGCUUCCUGAGAUGCGUCCAUGAGAGACUCGGAGUAGAACUCCUGAUCAAUGGCCUUUGGUUAGAACAUCCAUCUUUAGGGGGAGAGCGAGAGAGAAACAGUUUGGAAUAAUGUAUGUGUGCGUGUGUGAGAGAGAGAGAGGUUGGGGGAGAGACGCACAAGAGGGAGUGGAAGAGAGAGAGGCUGGGGGAGAGAGGCAGAACUAACUUCAGAAGCCCCUCACACGGCAUCACGACCCUCCGCAGACGCUUCACGCGUGGCUUUUCGGAGAUACAUUCCCGCGACUUGAAGGGCCGCAAUGAUCGCGACGACCCAGCAGAACAUGACGGCGGACCUGGACCUGGGCAGCACAGACGGUCCCCCCAGGAACUGGAAGGGCAUCGGGAUCGCCAUGAUGGUGAUCCUGGGGGUCAUGUCCCUGGUCAUCCUGUCCGUGGUGCUGCUGACGCCCGACGACUCCCAGCUGCUGCGCCGCUCUCACCUCACCAUGGACGACCUGGAGAGUGAAACGUUCAAAGUUCACCGCCCUCAAGUGUCGUGGCUCAAUGAGCACGAGGUCGCCGUCGGCAGCCGAGACGGACACGUGCUGAUGUUGGACCUGUCCAGCAACAUCAUGUCCACGCUGCUGGACAACUCUUCUCUGGACCUGACCUCCACUCAGUUCCAGGUGUCAGCAGAUAAGAAGUUCGUCCUCCUGGCGUACAACAUCCGGCCGGUGUUCUCUCAGUCCUUCACAGCUUCUUAUGCCGUCCACGAUGUGGCGUCUGGGGACCUCCUGGACCUGGGCCCCCCUGAGAGAGAGAAGGCAGCCCUGCAGCACUCGUCCUGGGGUCCACAGAACAACCAGCUGGUCUUUGUGUUCCAAGGCGACAUCUACUACAAGCCAAGCGUGACCUCUGACACUCUGCGUCUCACUGUCAGUGGUCAGGAGAGGAACGUGCAGAACGGGAUCUCAGACUGGAUUUAUGAGGAGGAGGUGCUGCUGUCCCCUGUUGCCCUCUGGUGGUCGCAGGACGGCGCGCGGCUGGCCUACCUGACCAUCAACAACUCAGCCACACCUGUGAUGGAGAUCCCACAGUUCUUAGGAGGCCUGUACCCCCACAACCUGGUCUACCCCUACCCCAAGGCCGGCUCCAGCAUCCCGUCCGUCAGCCUGUCGGUUGUGAACCUGUACGGGCCCACUCACACAGUGGAGAUGACCCCGCCGGACUCGGUCCGCUCCAGAGACGGCUACAUCUCCAUGGUAACGUGGAUCAGCAGCACCAGGCUGGCGGUCCGGUGGUUGAACCGGGCUCAGAACCAGUCGGUUCUGGGCGUGUGCGAGGCGACGACGGGCGCGUGUUCCGAGAAACACAAGAUGAACAUGGACAUCUAUCACCAGCAGUGGAAGGACACCCCGCUGUUUGCUGACGAUGGCUCCGUGUUCUACACCGUCCUGCCAGCGAAGCAGGGAGCUCGGGGAGAGUUCCGUCACGUGGCGGCCUUGUCGGCACAGCAACCCGUCGCUCCCACAGUUCCGGCUCGCUUCCUGACGUCCGGCAGCUGGGACGUCACCUCGCUGUGUGCUCUGGAUGAGGCGUCGGGAAAGAUUUACUUCCUGAGCUCCGAAGAGUCCAGACAGAGCCGACACCUGUACAGUGUGGACGUGGAUGGAGUGUUCCAGCGCCACUGCCUCACCUGCGACCUCCUGGACGACUGCAGCUUCUUCAGGGCCCAGUUCAGCCCCAACCACACUCACCUCAUCCUGCACUGCCUCGGUCCGGGGGUCCCCAAGGUGACGGUCCACAGCACUAAAGAUCUGAGCAGUUUUGUGGUUCUGGAGGACAACAGUCGGCUGUCUGAAGCUCUGGAGGACAAGAGCCUGCCUGAGGUUCUGUUCAGGAGUCUUCCGUCUGAAAACCACGACCUGCACCUGAAGGUGUCCCUUCCCCCGGGGUAUGAGGCUAACCUGCACCCGCUGCUGCUGGUCGUAAACGGGCUGCCAGGCUCCCAGGUGGUGACGGAGGAGUUCUCCCUGGACUGGACCCACGUGAUGACCAGCCAACACGGCACCGCAGUGGUCUGGGUGGACUCCCGGGAAGGGUCAGGACGCCCACAGAAGAACGUCGCUGUGGACCCGCGGAAGCUGGUUCCUCUGCGGGUCAAGCAUCACCUGGAGGUGGUAGAGAUGCUGGUGCAGCUUCCGUACAUCGAUGACCGCCGAGUGGCGCUCUACGGGAAGGCGUUCGGGGGCUACUUGACUCUGAAGAUGUUGGCAGCGAGUGACAAGCUCUUCCAAUGCAGCGCCGCGGCCGCCCCCAUCACCGACUUCAGGCUUUACAGUGCAGCCUUCUCAGAGCGGUUCCUGGGACUGCCGGCCAAAGAGGAGCACGUUUACUCGACGGCGUCUCUGCUGGAGGACGUCAGUAAGCUGAAGGAUGAGAACUUUCUUCUCCUCCACGGAACCGCAGACGCGAGGGUGCACUUCCAGCACAGCGCUGAGCUCUUGAACCGGCUGGUGAAGGUGGAGGCCAACUACUCGCUGCAGCUCUACCCGGAUGAGGGCCACGACCUGCGUGAGCCGCGGAGCGUCCAGCACUUCCAGAGGACGGUGGUCAACUACCUCCAUACCUGCAUGCAACAUGGACUCCUGCGAGAGCCCGAGGAGGACGAGGAGGACGAGGAAGAGGAGGACUGAGGGCCGUCAGAGCACAGGAGCCAGGACCAAACACCAAUCUGAAGAACAUGUAGCACACUGUUGAUCCUGCUGUUUACUGGUCCACUACCUGUUUACACCUGCGACCAUCAGUUGGGCUCAAGUUUACACCAGACACAUGCAUGAUGUGAGUCCACUGCAUUUUCUGUGUUUUAAUGUGCCAACAAGCCAGACCAGAACUUUGCUCUGAGGGUCGGCCAAAAUUAAAAGUCAAAAGUGAAGCAUACACUGUACCCUGAGAUCAUGUCAGUGGAGAGGACUGCCGCCAGAAGCUGAUCCUGCCUUCUGAAUUUAAUGCCAGUUUUGAAGAGUGCUGCCAUUACAGGCACCCUGCACACGCACACCCCGACAUGUGGCUCAGUCCAGAGGAGACAGUGCUCCAGACAAAUGUCUAUUUUCCUUACAAACUGCCAGAGUCAUGUUUCUGUUUCCAUGGACUUCAGUAUGACUGGAUCCGCAUUCAAGUGCUGGGGUUAUUGUCAUCGUUUCUGCUAGUUUGUCCUCUUUUGUUUUGACAUCUUCCUUUUCAGAGAACCGGACUUGUUGGUUGGUUCCAGGCUGUAGCCUCUGGAGAACUAAUGCAUGCUGCUCUUUGAAUGACCCGGAACAAGAUUUUCUCCUAGAAACUAUUCUUGAAAAUAAAGACUGAACUUUUCCAACAAAGGUUUUGCCUGUGUCUGAGUUAAGUCUAGACGAUC